AUGACUACUUCAAAGGAUGUACCAAAAGAUAACAAGUUAUAUGGAACCAAGGACUACUGGGAGCAGAGAUACCAACAAGAGGCAACAACUACUUAUGAUUGGCUAAAGACUUAUAAGGACUUAAAGCCAUUCUUUGAAACAUGUCUAGGCGAUAGGAGCGCCUCCAUGCUGAUGUUGGGCUGUGGCAACAGUUCCAUUAGCGAGGAUAUGUAUGACGAUGGAUAUCACAGCAUCACCAAUGUAGACUUCUCUGGCAGCGUAAUUGAGAAUAUGGCCAAGAGAUGCGUCGACAGAACUGAUAUGAAGUGGAUGGAGAUGGAUGUCCGCAAACUGGAAUUCCAAGACAAUACAUUUGACAUUGUACUUGACAAGGCUACACUGGACACAUUCUUUGUUGACUGUGGCGAUGUCUGGAAUCCAAAGGAGAGUGUACUGGCCGAUGUAAAGGCUGAAGUGGAUGAAGCACUGCGGGUACUCAAAGUCGGUGGCAAGUUUGUCAUCAUAUCCUUUGGCCAGCCUCACUUUAGAAAGCAAUACAUUAAGCGAGAACAAUGGGAGGAUAUCAAAGUCAGCACAAUCGGUGACUUCUUUGGCUACUUCAUCUACGAGAUGACCAAGAUUGCUUGA
Messenger RNA from Acytostelium subglobosum LB1, 627 nucleotides. RefSeq lists its product as hypothetical. Lineage: Eukaryota; Evosea; Eumycetozoa; Acytosteliales; Acytosteliaceae. Bases 1 to 627 code for a protein of 208 amino acids. Gene Ontology annotation, molecular function: S-adenosylmethionine-dependent methyltransferase activity. The record is from RefSeq and is a predicted model, not a curated record. The transcript has 5 exons.